AUGGAAUUAAGUAGUGACAUAGAAGAAGAUUUUCGUCGUUUAAAUAAUCAAACACAUAUAUCUGAUAAAAAUUAUGAAGAAUUAAUUCAAAAAAUUUUUUCAUUAUUUACAUCAACAAAUUCAAAUAUUGAAUUAUCAUCAUCUUUUGAUAAACGUCUUGUAUCAUCGAUAUUAACAUUUAUAUUUGAAUGUGUUAAAUAUGAUUUUGAUGAAACAUUAAUUCGUUCAAAAUUUGAUGAUCUACAAUUUACAAUAAAAACUCGACAAGAUCGAUUUAUAAAUGAAUAUAAUAAAAAUUUAUCAAUUAUUCAAUUAUAUCUUAAACAAAAAUCAAUAGAAUAUGAUCGUUUAUUAAAUAUUAAUUGGCGUUUAGAUUUACAAUUAAAAACAAAUUAUACUGAUAAACUUCUUCAACCAAUUUAUAUACUUGAUUGGACUAAACGAGAUAAAUAUACAACAAAUAUUGAUCAUAUACAAUUUAGUUGUACACAAGAAAGUUUACAAGAACUUGUAGAAAAAUUAAAAGAUGCACAAAGUGUUCUUCAUCAAAUGCAAUAUCAACAACAAACUAAGAAAUGA
Rotaria sordida is the source of this 579-nucleotide messenger RNA. The record is from the annotation of a GenBank genome assembly. Lineage: Eukaryota; Metazoa; Rotifera; Eurotatoria; Philodinida; Philodinidae.